UCAGGCGUUCAAGGAACCAGGUAAGCCGGAAUUAAUGAAUAUUCGGUUUGACUUGGUCUCAUCAGCGAGAAUGAGAUACAAACCAUGUCUGAUGCUUGACCAUCAGAACAAUGGUUAUGCCGCGAUUGAGGUAAUAUGUGCCGAUACCCCAUGGUGUGAAAAUUGCAGAAGAUACUUCCACAAAUCAAAAGACUGCCCCUCAAAACAUCAAACUGACUCUGCAGCGGCUAAUGGAUCCAAUGGGGAUCUGCCCCGAAACAAGAACCAGCAAGCAGACAAAGCCGAGAAGAGAAAAGCCCCUGAAGGGAAGGAUAAGGGCAGGAAAACGCAAGGGGAUCCGAGGCAGCAGGAGAAAGAGAAAGGGAGGGUUCAGGAUAGGGAAGCCAGAAAUAAACCACCACACCCAAAUCCCUCCCAUGAACAGGGUGGGGGAAGGGUUGUGGUGGUUUGGAAAAAGAAGGACCCAAACCCCUCAGAAAGAAGUGACGAGAUCCGUACCCCCCUGGAGAAGGGAAAUAGUGGGCUGAACUCUGAUGGGAAGGACAAGGGUGCGAAGCAUAUUGAGAAAGCAGAGUUGCAUGAAAGGAAGAAGGCACCCUCAGGAGAUCACCCACAGGGCAAGGGGGAUAAGGACGUAGAAAUGAUCAGUGAAGAUGAGAAUCGUAACGAAAUAAAGGAACGGGUGACAGAGGGGGAGACAGAGGAUGGGAAAGGAAACGAAGACCUUGAGGAAACGGAAGAUUCGGAGGAAGAAGAUGGAAAGAGUGAGGAGGAGGAGGAGGAAGAAACGGAGGAGGAGGAUGACGAGGACAAAGAGUUUGUGGACGAAGAAGAGGAAGAAGAGGAGGACUCCGAGGAUGAAGAGAAAGAAGAGGAAAGCGAAAAGGAGAAAAACAACGAGGAGGGGGAAGAGGAGAAGGAAGAUGACGAGGACACAAAGGAAGCAGAUAAGGAGGGCGGAAAAAAGAAGGGUACUAGAGAUGUUGAAUGGGAUGAAGGAGCGGAAAGUGGUAAAGGGUCGGUAGCUAGAGGGGAGGAAAGAUGGGAGGAAGGUGAGAUGGAGAAGGUACACGAAAGGAAGGAUGGAGGGAGUCCCACGGUGGAAAAGGUCGGGAGGGAGGUAUCAAAGGAGGAGGCUCAAAAGGGCCAGGUGAAAGAACGCAGGGCGGAUGAGGCGGGACUACUGAAGGAAAGUUUAGAGGCAAUUUCGCCCCCGCCCAUGCGUCCGGAACUUCAGCCCCUGGGAAACUUUACGGUCUAUAAUAACAACUCUUUCAUUUCCGAAGACAUUGACCAACCAGACAGGCCCAAGUUUGAAAUGGAUAAAGAUGUCCAGGAAAAUUCAUGGAAACUAGCUGAUAUCUUUCCGUUUCAGAAAGUGGGUAAUCAACAGCUACUGCGCGAACUAGGCUUGACCCAGGUGAACGGCUUCUCUCCAGCCAAAAAAACAAAGCGAAACGAUGCUACAGCUGGAAGAGCGUCGGGAGAAGAGUCAGGGAGCCCACCAAGAGACCAGCGACUCGAGAAGGACAAAGAAGGGCGAAAGAGACCGAGGUCGUUAAGCCAAUCAAGAAGGGAACUAUCCCUAGCAGGCCCAAUGAAGACAAUUACAAAAGCAGAUAAAACAAAAGGGCCAAUUAAGCAAUUUUUGAUUCCACUGAUCAUCUCUGAAUCAGCAGUAGGUCUUGUGCUGUUGACAAGGAUUACCUCAGAGGAUGGACUAGAAAUCUCGGCAAUCCCAGUAAUUGCUGCCCCCUCAAACGAGGAGGCAGUGGAGUUAGCCAAGAGACAUGUGAUGAAUCAGACAGGCUCAGUGGCAGUGCUUCCGUCAUUCAAAAUGAAUAGAUAUCUUUCACAAAAGCACCAACUCCCCCCGGUGGUCUUCCACAUGGCCCUGAUGGGUAUCCGCACCAUCUGCGACAAUUUUGAAAAAUGGUGUGAACUCGAGGUCCACUGGAUUCCCCUCCGGGAUUUUCUUACUGGAAAUACAGAUUCAAUAGAAAAACUACAAAUGCCAGUAGAAAGAUCAGGAGGAGUUCUAUUGGAGUGGCUGCGAUAUACGAACGGGAUAGAAAAACUCUGAGGGGUUUGUCUAACCCAAAACCUCAGGAUGGCAGACUAUCGGAGAACCUUUUAAAAGGGGUUAUAUCGCUUCUAUAUAAAAAAGGGGACAAGGCGAAAGUAAAGAACUAUAGAUCAA
This is a messenger RNA of Chara braunii, 2200 nucleotides long. The record is from the annotation of a GenBank genome assembly. Lineage: Eukaryota; Viridiplantae; Streptophyta; Charophyceae; Charales; Characeae.